Prionailurus viverrinus (fishing cat) is the source of this 452-nucleotide messenger RNA. RefSeq names its product proteasome maturation protein-like. Gene Ontology annotation, biological process: proteasome assembly. Bases 27 to 452 code for a protein of 141 amino acids. The transcript has a single exon. The record is from RefSeq and is a predicted model, not a curated record. Lineage: Eukaryota; Metazoa; Chordata; Mammalia; Carnivora; Felidae. Gene Ontology annotation, cellular component: cytoplasm; nucleus.
GAGGCUGUUCACUGAGUAAGUUGAACAUGAAUGCCAGAGGACUUGGAUCUCAGCUAAAGGACAGCAUUCCAGUUGCCGAACUUUCAGCAAGUGGACCUUUUGAAAGCCAUGCUCUUCUUCAAAAAGGUCUUCCUUGUGUGAAAAAUGAACUUUUGCCUACUCAUCCUCUUGAAUUAUCAGAAAAAAAAUUCCAGCUCAACCAAGAUAAAAUGAAUUUUUCCACACUGAGAAAAAUCCAGGGUCUGUUUGCUCCACUCAAAUUACAAGUGGGAUUCAAGGCAGUGCAUCAGGUUCAGCGUCUUCCAUUUCCUCCAAGCUCAAACCUUUCACAGGGUAUUUUGAGGGGUCAUGAUGAGACUCUUGGAUUUGAGGAUAUUCCUAAUGACCUGUCACAAAGUGAACUAAUGGGAGAACCACCCUUGAUGGUGGAAUAUAAACUGGGUUUACUGUAA